AUGAUCCGCCAAUUGCACGCCCUGCUGCCCUACUUGGAGCUAUGGUUGAGUUUCCCCGGCUUGGUGAUGAACUGCUAUUUUGCGUGGGCCUUCAGCUCCAUCAGCAUGUAUAACGCGAAUUUCAGGAUUCUACUGGUAAGAGUUUGCGUGACGCGGGCGACAACUAGCAGACACACGCUACUAUAAAAGUUCCAGGCUGUCGGAAAAAUAAUGUGAAUUUGUCACAGCAAAGUGUCUCGUCGCAGUCGCGCACCAAAUCUCCAGCGGCGGCUAGCCGUUGCAAAGUUAUGAGCGAAUCCAAGGCGCGACAAACCCACAUAAUUUUUCCGAGAUGUGUAGGGUGUUGCGAGAAAUAUGCCGGAAAAUUUUUGCCGUUUUCUUGGAGCUCAGUCAAGGUAUUCAAAAAAUUAUUUUUGCAGGAUAAAGAAGAACAUGGGCGGUUUUUUGUCCAGAAAGAAUCAUUUUCUCCGCCAGCGCGGAAAGUGUUGUAUUCGGCGGAGACAUUUGAUCGCUUUUUUGGUCAUCACCCCAACUUUAAGCGCUUUAUUAUAGCGCUGAAAUUUCCGGAAAGCCUUGAAAUUUUUGACAUAUGUAAUAGAUCAGACAGACAGCGGCAUUGCUAUGCGUCAUUUAGCGACUGCUCGGUUGGCGGAGAAAACAAUUUUCCCUUGCAAAAAACCGCCCAUCUUCUUCUUUAUCCUGCAAAAAGAAUUUUUCGGACAUCUUGAUUGUGCGCCGAGAGAUCGACAAAAACUUUCCGGCACAUUUCUUGGAGCACCCUGUAUGCUAAUGGCAUAAAAUUCCUCCAUGAAUGUUGACUUUCAGAUCACCCUGAACCUAAUUACCUCAGCCGUGUCGAUGAUCCAUCCGCUCUUUCAAAUCCUCCCCGAACAACUUCAUUCCACAGAGAAUGGAGUCACCCCGUCCACUGUGAUCUUAUACUUUUUACUGUACCUGCAAAAUGUCGGCAUCUUUGUGCUGGACGUCAAAUUCCUGCUAAUGGGGUUAGAAAGGCGAGUGGCGUUCAAGUUCCGCGAUACCUACGAGCACAAUCACGGUGGUGUGAUGAAAUGGGGAUUGAUGUUGUUGGUACGUUGAAAGAAUAUAGUGUUAUCUUUUAUAUGUAUUUCUCAGAUAACCGCUUCUGCAAUACUGGCCGCUGUGAAAGCCGCAUAUCUUUUUAUCAGCAGUCAAGGAAGCGUCGAUGCGGCCUUGCAAGACGCUUUUGUCUUGGAGAGAAGUCUGGCUGUAUUUGUUUUCUCCAAUACGCUGGCUGGCGCCAGCUGGUGCUACGGGUAUUGGGUAAGUAUUUUUCUUUUUACCUCCCUUCGGACAUACUAUUAGCAUUUUCACAAAGUGCAUAAACAUUUUUUCGCUUUCGUACAGUGCAACUAAACAAUCCAAUGUUUUGAAUUUAUUUGGUUUGUAAGUGGCCGGGACAACCGUUUUUUUAUUCGAACGAAACAUUUAUCUUAUAAGACCUUUUAUUAUAGGGUCUAUCUUAAUUUGAUACAGUAACUUCCGAGUCUAUAAUUGUUCGUUUUUGGUUUGUUAACCCAAGUCUGAGACGUUGAACAAAUUGGCUGGAAUAAUCGAGUUCACCGUAAAUUAAUUUUUGAGACAACGGAGUACCGUAAUUGUCGCAGAGAAGGGAUCUACGACAACAGCGGUUUCAACAGGCUAAUGCCAAUUUAAAAAAAAAACUUUUUAGUAAUGCUUUUUUUACAUCUAGCCUCAGUCAUGGCGUUACAAAGUGUGGAAAAGUAUCAAUAAUCUCAGAGAGCGACAUGUGUUUUAUCGCUUUUAUAUACUGUAUACUUUUCCACACUUUAUCGCUUUGUCUGAGGAGCCGCUAGCUGUAAAAAACGCAUCACAAAAAAUUUUUCUUUUUUGUAGCCGUAUUUUGCUCACAAAAAAGUUCGGAAUGAUGUCUCCUUUACGGUUGCAAUUCAUGUGAAAAAUCUCAAAAAAACUGAACCAUUUUUUGCCGACUUUCGACCAAAAAAAUCUCGGUCGUCUCACAUCUCUUUUGGCCCAUCUAUAGCAGUAGUAUGUCCCUCAACCGUCAAUUCUCGAUUUUUCAGGAAACUCUCCGCCUCAAGAAGUCCGUUCUGCAACAUCAAUACUCCGCCCAAACGCUCAGCGAAAGCUUUGAGAUCAAGCAGACUGGGGAAGUGGUCCAGUUGGUCGAAUACAUGCUACGGAUGUUCAUUUUAUGCGUUGUGUUAUGUGGAAGUUGCACAGCCAUUGCGAUAGUCUUACGAGUCUACGGGGAAAUUCCAACCGGUUCGUAUCAGAUGCACUUUGUUACAAACGUAGGUCAAGCUUGAGGUUGGGCAGUUGCUUUACAGAGAAGAAGGCUUUAGUUGUCAGUCUGUCGGGAAAAUAAUGACCACAAUUUCACUGCAUAAUUUCAAUUUGCCGCGACAAAAUUCACUUUCCGGUGGCGAUGAUACUUUCGAGGCGACAGAGUGCUCAUUAUUUCCCCGACAAACGGAUAUUUCCGGAGGACGCGGGUUACACAACAUAUUGACCAUAAAGCAUAAAUUUUUCAAUAUCAACUGCCCCGAGUUACUGAAAUUUUUAAGCUUUGCUUUGCCACAGUUCCAACAAGCCCUCUCUUUUAGCUAGAGUACGUUAUUGUUGGAUUUUACAACCUCUACUCAAGUCUGCUGAUGAUUUUUUACUUCAAACCAUUAAAGCGACGGCUGGUCAAAGAUCUCACGUCCUUUCUCCCGUUCCUGUCGUUGGCGAGGCUCGGUUCUCCGCGGAACAGUGUUGUCGCCCCAAGAGCAGACAACAUUGAAACCGAUGUGUACUUCCAGACCCUGCAACGGAUGUGGAACCGGCCACAAAUUAAUACCUCUAAACCAGAAUCUUAA
This is a messenger RNA of Bursaphelenchus xylophilus (pine wood nematode), 2882 nucleotides long. Lineage: Eukaryota; Metazoa; Nematoda; Chromadorea; Rhabditida; Aphelenchoididae. The record is from the annotation of a GenBank genome assembly.